Messenger RNA from Gavialis gangeticus (Gharial), 6077 nucleotides. It is a transcript of the gene FRMPD1, whose product is annotated as FERM and PDZ domain containing 1. Gene Ontology annotation, molecular function: protein binding. The record is from RefSeq and is a predicted model, not a curated record. The transcript is spliced from 15 exons. NCBI's taxonomy places the organism in Eukaryota, Metazoa, Chordata, Crocodylia, Gavialidae. Gene Ontology annotation, cellular component: cytoskeleton. The coding region runs from base 76 to 4914 and encodes 1612 amino acids.
GUUAGCCUUCCUGCUGCUUUGGUUCUUGCAAGUUAUCAUGAUUUAAGAAAAUUAAUCUCUCUCUUCUUCAGGUAAAUGGAAGAUUUGGACACCAACUCAUUUCAAUCGCGUAAAUCUUGUAGAAUAGAACAAAUGGUAGCAAGAUGGAUCCGCCGAUCCCGGGAUAGUGCAUCGAGGGGGAGAACAUCUGUGGUGGACAUCCCAUCUGAUGGCAUUAACCAACCACUGACCCGGGUAAAGCUCACAGUCACAAUCCAUAAGGAUUUGCUUCUCGGUCACUAUGGCUUUGAGAUAUCACCAAACUUGCCUCUCACUAUCACAUCAGUUGCUGCAGGAAGCACAGCUGAUGGGAAGAUUCUGCCUGGCGAUCAGAUACUCAAGAUCAAUAGUGAAGCUGUGGAGGGCAUUUCAGUUGAGAAAACAGCUGAUAUUAUAAGGGAAUCCGGAGAUGAGCUGCUGCUGACCAUUCUGCGAUGCACCUCGGGUGGGCCCAAAUCAUCGUUCCUGACAGAAGAGAAGCGGGCAAGGCUCAAAACAAAUCCCGUCAAAGUGCGUUUUGCUGAGGAGGUGCUGGUGAACGGACAUUCGCAGGGGAAUUCUCUUCUGUGCAUGCCUAAUGUACUCAAGGUGUACCUGGAAAAUGGACAGACCAAGGCUUUCAAAUUUGAGAGCACCACUACUGUGAAGGACAUAAUUCUCACCUUAAAAGAGAAGCUCUCCAUCCAGAGCAUCGAACACUUUGCUCUGGCCUUGGAAGAACAGUACAACAUUGCUAAGCUCUAUCUUUUACAUGAAGAUGAGCUCAUCGAACAGGUGGUCCAAAGGAAGGAAUCCCAUGACUACCGGUGCCUCCUCCGUGUGUGCUUUAUCCCAAAGGACCCACUAGACCUCCUGCAGGAGGAUCCGGUUGCCUUCGAGUACCUCUAUCUGCAGAGCUGCAGCGAUGUGCUUCAGGAGAGGUUUGCUGUUGAGAUGAAGUGCAGUGUAGCCCUGCGCCUGGCAGCCCUGCACAUACAAGAGCGGAUUUAUGCUUGUGCUCAGCCCCAGAAAGUGUCCUUGAAAUACAUAGCGAAGGACUGGGGAAUAGAAAACUUCAUAUCUCCAACUCUACUCCGCAACAUGAGAGGCAAAGACAUCAAGAAAGCAAUUAGCUUUCACAUGAAGAGGAACCAAAUCUUGCUGGAUCCAAGACAAAAGCACGUCCUCUCAGCUGUACAGGUGCGUCUGUGCUACCUGCAAAUACUUGGAGACCUGAAAAUGUAUGGCGGGAAAAUCUUUAACGCCACGUUAAUGCUACAGGACAGAGAAUCAUAUGUUGCCUUGCUGGUGGGAGCCAAGUAUGGAAUCAGCCAGAUUAUUAAUAAUAAGCUCAACAUCAUAACAACCCUGGCAGAGUUUGCUAACAUCAGCAGGCUAGAGCUUACUGAAGAAUCGGAGAAAGUGAGCAUGGUAAAAAUCUACCUGCAGGAUGUGAAGCUGCUGACUCUGUUGCUCGAGUCUAACAGUGCAAAAGAUCUUGCCUGUCUCAUUGCUGGCUACUACAGGCUGUUUGUGGAUUCGGGUGUCUCCAUAUUCAGGUGGGGAGAGGAUAAGCAACACCGCAUCUCUGCUGAAGAAGGGUAUGUGUCUAGGGCCUGCAGUGACUCUGAAGACUCCUGGGAAUUGGAUUCCUCUGCAGAGCAUUGCCCAGACACUCACCUGCUGAAAUUCAGCAUCACUGACCCCCCAGGGGAAGAGGAGGAGGAACAGGGAAAGUUCUGUGAGCUGGAAGAGGACAGCACAAAGCCCAGGCCCGAAGGGAAAGGCCUGUGCAAUGGGAGUGACAACCUAACGGACAGUGCAUCAGAGGCUUCAGACUCGGCCAAUACCGAGAGCAGAGGAUGCAAGACAAGUGGCUCAAGUGACUCCAUGGAUGCGCUGGAAGAGGAUGAUUUGGAUGCCUGCUCUGCCAGUAGACCAGAGUUCUUCCACUUCUACACACCCACUGUGCAGGAACUCAGCAACCAAGACAAGAACUUCACCCUCACUGGUGAGGAGGGAACUAGCCAGGCAGAGGCAGAGGACUUCCUUUGCUUCCUGCAGAUACCCCAGGCCCCCAACCCUGCAUCUAAGCAGCAAGGGGAGAACAAAACAAGAGCUUCUGCCCUGGAGUGCAAACUGUUGGAGAGCAGCGUCAUGGAGUAUUACAGCCUCUGUACCAACAUCUCCCCCACUGGCAAUGGAGAGAGGAACUUCCUGAACCACAAUCCUGGAGGUGGCUCUGUGAAAGAUCUGCUGGCUGAGGCAGGUGGAAAAGAGGGACCCUGCAGAGCAGAGCACACAGCAGAGGUGAACGAUCUCAUCCUGGACCCUCCUCCAGGCUUUGGGGACACCAGUUCAGAGGACGAGUUCUAUGACGCUGCGGACAGGUUCACCCCAACAGAAGCUGUAGCAGGCUUCAGUACUCUACCCUAUGAGAGUCCAGAUGACUCCUGCUUCCUGAAGAAGUCGAAAUGUUGCCAUCUGGGGGAGAGCUGGAUGUCAAGACAGACAACCAGGGAAAAAUACAGAAAAGAGAAGGAGCUGACAUAUUCCAAGAGCCUGAGGAAGAGAAGAUCUUUCCUACAGACUGACUACACAUCACAGGUCUCCUUCCCCUUGGCUCCAUCUGGCUCCCUGAAUAGCACUGACUGUGCAGGCUACCGUGAAAGGACAUCCAACCUGUCACUCCUCUCUAGGUCUCCCACAGUGUCUUCUUUGAAUGAUGCCAAGGAGGAAGCUGCUGUCUUGGAAACCAAGACCUUUGUCCAGCUGAAACCUCAGAGGGAAGCCAAAAGAAAAAACCAUUCGUCUGACCUAAUGGAAAUGGAGCCUGAGACCAUGGAAACCAAAUCCAUAACCGACUCAGUUGUUUCUUCCAUUUCAGCCAUCCGUCUCCGGAGUGACCAGGGAGGGAAGGAAAGUUUGGAGUCCACCUCUCUGUCCGACUCUACAGCAAACAGCCUCAGCCCUCUUCACUCUGCACAGGUGCCUGAUGAAAGGAGUUCAGGAAGUCCUUCCCUUCAGUUGGCAGACAAAAGAGACCUUCCUGAAGAACAAGCCAGAGGUACCCUGGCCAACCCUGAUGGCUACUAUAAUCCAUUUUUAAAAACAGAGGAUGAUGAUGUAACAUGUGCAGCACAGCAUGACCAGCCAAUAUCAGAGUGCACAUUGGAGCCACUGAAAGCCCAGAGCGAAGGCAAUACUGGCUCUGAACAUCAUGGCCAAGGAGUGAUCAGCUCUUGCACUGAACGUGCAGUACCUGCAGUAGCAUGCUACAGAGACGAACUAUCCUCAGGUGCUGCCCCAUCAGAACCAGAUCUUCCUUCCACCAUUGAGCAGGAAGAAAUGGGCAAAGAGCUUGUAUCAUCUGCCUUGGACCAAAUGACAACUGAUUUUGCCCAUAAGGCAGCAAGCCAGCCUGCUGAAGUUUUACUUCAGGAGGAAGCCAGCAAGAUGGUAAAUGAAGAAUCCUCAAGGAAAGCUGAAGAUAAAAAUCACUCAGGUUUCUCAAGUGCCACUGAGCUGCUUUCAAACUUUGAUGGGGCCUCUGGGAUAAUAACUCGCUUCUCCUUGCUUUCAUUGGGAACAAGGACAGACGAAACAACACCUUGUCAAGAAGCAAGCAGCCAAUCAGGUGGGAUGAUGGACAGUCACCCCACAGCUCUGGGCCAAGACCUUCAAAGUAGCAAUCAAGGUUCUGCUAACGGUGUGUGUGCAGGCAUUGGCAUCCCAAGCAAGGAAACACCUCUCUCCUCAAGCUGGGCAGCUUCCCAGAAAGAGUGCCCUCCAUCAGAGAUGGCUGGUGACCUGUGGGUGGAGGGGAGAGAACCCAGUAACAGGGUACCGCAUGUGGAUUGUAGCGAUGAGCAACCCCAGGCCAGUCUGACACUUCUCACAGAGGAGGCUACAGAGCAAAGACAAGACUGCACCUCAGACUUAAACCCUGCAGUUACUUCUCCCUCAACCAUAGACAACUGUGAGGCUUCAGAGGAUCCAGAAGAAAACAUUGGUUCAAAUCCGUCAUUCCUGUGUUUUAACCAUGAGAGAGAUAGACAAGCAUCUCCAAGUGGCAGCACAGAUACUCCUUUGGAUUUUGCCAGCACUAAGGACACCCACUUGCCAAAAACCAAGGUGGACAAAUGCAGCUGUCGGCUCUCUUAUGUCAGCUGUUUCAGUGGGCUCCAAAGCGAAGUAGAUAAUGAGAGCAUUGGUUCUGCACAUACCAUUUCCUCAGGGCCUUUAACCAGACCACCCUCUGCAGGAAGCCUGUCGUCUGUGGGCCAGAACUCUUUCAGGACCACAGAAGAUGGUCACGAUGCUGACAUUAAACCCAAGGAAAGUGAAGAUGGGGAGGGUCUGCAUUCUCACACUGAAGCUCUGGCUCAGUUGAGAGAGAGCACACAAACAUCACCAGCAAAGUUCUCACACUUACUGGACAACACCACAAAGCUCCAAGAGUUGGUUGGGAAGUUCUCAGGAAACAGGAUGAGACAUCCUCAAGAGAAAUGUGCAGAACAGUUUUCUGAAAACAAGAAUGCCCUUAGUUUAGCAUCUCAAAAGCUGAUGUCCCAUUGCCAGGAAGUCUUAAAAAUGCACCUGCCUUCUGAAGAGCUGCAAGGAGCAUUGCAGGAGACUUUCCAAGACCUCCUCCAACUGACAGCUACGUGUUUCCAGUUCACAAACUGUGGGCUAUGCAAAAAAAGGCACAGAGAGCUGACAGUCAAUCUGAAGGAUGUGGUCUGCAGCUAUCAGGAGUUUGUUCAUGCUGCACAACAGCUGGGUGAAAAAAACUGCCAUGAUUUAAGUGCGAAGCUGCUGGCACACCAGUGCACAGCCCUCACGGCAGCUGUGUUCUGCCUCAUGCAGCACUUUAGGGCACUGCUAUUAGUGUGAAGAUGGCAGCUCCAUUAUACUGACUCUGUUACGCUCGCAUAUGUUUCACCUAACAAAUGUUUACUCUUUAACCUAUUACCACAAUAAAAAUCUUAAGCCUAAAAGCCAGAUGAGUCAAGUCAUUCAGAGGUUUGGUCUCACAUUUUAAUGAAUGAGCCCAUACAAGACUCAAAUGCAUUUACUGGCUUGUCAGUCUGUACAGCCCAGUCCAUUAGGAGCUGCACAGACAACCCACCCACUCAGUUCUUUUUAAUUCUGUAUUUAAAAAAUAAUGAUCUUGAUUACAGAAGCUAUUGAGUGGCUUACUAGCUUGGCCUCAGGUCUCUUGCCUAGGAUCUGGUUCCCUUAUAUCUUGAAGUCUUUUCCUGCCUGAUCUAAAUCACUUUAUAUUUGAGUUCUUGUAAAAAGACAUGAAACCUAGCAGAAUUUUCAGCAUACUGAGCAGAUCUGGAGUUCCCAGUCCUUAAUGAGGGGAGAGGGAGAUGCAGGAGUAGCAGUGGAAACAAAUUUCCACAUGGUUUCUCUAAGGGCUUCCAGUGCUAGGAAGGUUCUCCUGAGGAUGAGGGUGCAAAAGCUUUGGUCCUUGCCAUCCUAACAGGCCCUCUGGAUGGCAUUGCAGUGCCAGCUAACUCAUUCCAGGGGAAUCUUGUCCCCAGGCCUUCACUAUUGCUCUAUGAAAGAAGUCAGUAAUGAAACUUCACCUACCCAUGUAAGUGAGGUAUUGAAAAUGGCCAGUAAAAAUAAAAAAGGAGUCUUAAAGGGGGCUGUACUGCUGCUUUUACCCCAACUGAUACGAAGAAAGGACUCGGUGUGACUGUUAGUGCAAAACAGAUGCAAAACUAUUCCUCAGUCUGUUCCAAUAGCUCCAAUUCCCUAACAGGGUACUGUAGAUGCAACAGACUUGCCCUGAAGGGUGCCUUUCAUCUCCAUCUCAUCAGUUGACAAAUGCACCCUUGCAGCAUCCCCAUGAGAUAAGGGAUCACUUUCUCAGUCUACAGUGAAGAAGACCAGGGAACAGGAAAGGCUGACAUAUGCAGAAGUACCUUUAUGGGCCUUGGUUUUUACAGGUCUUUGGCACCUGCAGUUGUCAUCAUUGUCAGCACCUAUGAAAAUGCCCCAAUAAAGCCCACCAAUUUGGAUAUCUAUAUCUGACAAAACAAGGU